CUAUUUACUAAUUACUAGUAAAAUCAGACAUUAUAAGUGAUAAGAGAAUUACAUUUUAUAAUUACAAUUUCACCAAAAAAAAGAAUAAUACAUAAAAAUUAGUUAUGAAAGCUCUUAUUCAACGUGUACUAAAUGCCAAUGUUACAGUCAAUGGUGAGCUAGUUAGUAAUAUUGGACAAGGAUUAUGCAUCUUUAUAGGUAUAUCAAACACUGAUACCAUUAAGGAUAUGGAGUUUAUGGCCCGUAAAUUACUUUCUUUAAAACUAUUUAAUGAUGAAACAGACAAGAGAUGGAAAAGAACUGUUGUGGAUGCAGAAUUAGAAUUGUUAUGUGUUAGCCAGUUUACCUUAUAUAAUACAUGGAAGGGAAAUAAGCCAGACUUCCACCUUGCAAUGCCAGGAGAUAGAUCAAAAGAGUUUUAUGAACAGUUUUUAGAAUUGUUAAGAAGUCAAUAUAAACCAGAAAAGGUUAAAGAUGGCGUUUUCGGAGCGUAUAUGCAAGUAUCGAUUCAAAAUGAUGGACCUGUUACAUUAGAAAUUGAAUCACCUCCCAUCAGUGAAAAGUCAAAAACAAAGGACAAACCUAGACAAGCUAUAAGUGAAAUAGAAAAUGAUGAAAGAUAGUUUAUAGAACUGAAAAGUUGUAGUUUUUUAUUGUACAUAAAAUAUAUGAAUACUGAUAA
This is a messenger RNA of Pieris rapae (cabbage white), 682 nucleotides long. RefSeq names its product D-aminoacyl-tRNA deacylase 1 (gene Dtd). Gene Ontology annotation, molecular function: D-tyrosyl-tRNA(Tyr) deacylase activity. The coding region runs from base 105 to 623 and encodes 172 amino acids. Gene Ontology annotation, cellular component: cytoplasm. Gene Ontology annotation, biological process: tRNA metabolic process. Lineage: Eukaryota; Metazoa; Arthropoda; Insecta; Lepidoptera; Pieridae. The transcript has 5 exons. The record is from RefSeq and is a predicted model, not a curated record.